UCCUACAUAUAAGAGAGGUGGUCAUAUAGACCUUAAAAUUUCAGCUAUGGAUUCAGGGAGAAAUUUGAAGAAGAUUUAUGCAGCUGUAGUUAAUGGCGAUUGGAGUUAUCUAGAAGAUCUUUUCGUGGACACCAUGAUCAUGGAGAAGGAAGAAAUCACAAAUAAUGAUGAUACCAUUCUUCAUGUAGCUGCGCAAGCUCGACAAACGGAGAUGAUGCAGAAACUUCUGGAGCUAACGGAUACAGAAAAUGUAGCUAUGAAGAACAAACAUGGGAAUACACCUUUGCAUGAGGCUGUCAUCACUGGUUCGGUAGGAGUCUGCCGGGCUUUGGUCGGUAAGGAUAGACAGAUGCUAGACAUGCGAAAUGUUUUGGGAGAGACACCAUUAUUUUUGGCCGCGAAAUUUGGGAACAAGAAGGUGUUGAGGUCCUUGGCUUCUCAAAUGCCGAGUCUGUUUGACCCAGAUGGUGAUAGGAGUGCCCUAAGGAGAGAUGAUGGGCACAACAUCCUUCAUGCUGCCAUUGAGCAGGAAUCCUAUGAUUCUGCAUUAGAGAUCCUUAAGAACUUCCCAUUUUUGGCACUUUACAGAAAUGAAAAGGGCUUGCUCCCUCUCCACAUCCUAAUCCGCAUGCCUUCUCGCCGCUUAGGAUUAGUACAUCGAGCUAUCUAUGCAUGCACCCUACUUGUUCCCCCUGAAAGGUGGAGUCCCGAGGUCAUACGAGACGGUCCAGAUGCAACGUUAGAAGACAACGGGCCUAAAAAAUCGAGGGUGAUUAUCGGCUCCAUGGUUAAUCUUAUUAAAUCUGUGCACAACGUAACAAGGAGUACAGGGCGGAAAGUAUUAACUUGGCGAUUCCGGACUAGCUCGAGCGAUAAGAGAAAUAUCUUGCAAGACCUAGAGAAUCCCCCCGUAACUUCCACAUUGAACCUUGCGGAACGUAGCCCCCAGAUGAGUGAAUUAGAUGGCCAGGACUACCUUGCGGAACGUGGCCCUCAGAUGAGUGAAUUAGAUGGCCAAGACUACGAAGGCCUUUUAGAAACACAAACUACAAGGGAUAGCCAUGCACAAAGAUUGGAGCGUUCAUGGUGCAUCACAUUCAAGACUUCUAUAAAUUUCACAUGGAGAGUAUUUAUGGCUGUUUUGGUAAAGUUUGUUGAUCCUAUACUCCACGUCGUGACAAUUGCCUUGGGGUUAGGGCACACAUCGGUGAAGGAACUUAAAAAUAUGAAGCGGAGGCACAAACUGGGCACCCUGCUUGCGGUAGUGGCGGUUGCUAAAUUGAUGGACCAUGGGACUGCGAGGGCCGGCACGCAAGGUCCACCAGCAGGCAGUGGAUCAUUCGACAUGCACAAUCCGUUGAGCCCCUUCUUGCGCAUGGAUAAACCCCCCAAAGCCAUCGCAUCAGUAACCCCACAUGAAACCAGUCUGGGCACCUCAGACCCCAUCGAUUAUGUUGGCUUUUUCGGAACUAGAACAAUUGGUGCCAACCACGGUGGCUUCUAUGGCCUCACACCAAUUGAUCGAAGUGGGAAUCAUUCGACAUCAAUUACACAAAAAGGAAGCGACAGCUCAGGUUUGAGUGCACAGGAUGCCGUGGUUUGGAGUGCCCGCGACUCGGUUCUAUGGGAGGCAACAAAGAACGGGGUUUUGGAGGUGGUGAGAGUUAUUUUAGCUGCUUCGCCUGAUGUGGUGAAUGUGGUGGAUGAGAGGGGAAGGAACAUUUUGCACCUUGCAGUGCAGUACAGACAACCGCAUAUUUUCAAGCAUAUUCUUAAGUCUGGAGUACCCUUGGGGUUCGCUUUGAGGACUGUAGAUAAGGAUGGGAACAAUUUAUUGCACUUGGCAGCUAAGCUACCAGAGCAAACCAACCAGCAUGCGGUCGUCCAGGGAGCUGCUUUGCAUAUGCAGUGGGAGCUGGAGUGGUAUGAGAUGGUGAAGGAGUUCUUGCCCAACCACAUGGUCCUCAAGCAAAACAAAGACCACAAAACGCCCAUCGAGCUUUUUAGGGCAACGCACAGCACACUGGGCAAGCAAGGCGCCGACUGGCUCACAAAGACCGCCAAGUCCUUCUCACUAGUGACCACACUCAUUAGUACAGUGUGCUUUGCCGCCGCCUUCACGGUGCCAGGCGGAGUCAAGCAAGAGAACGGGCAGCCCGUUCUCUUGGGGAAGACUCCAUUCCUUGUUUUCUUGAUAGCAGAUCUGGUGGCCCUCUCUUUCUCUAUCACCUCUCUGGUUAUGUUCCUUGCUAUCCUCACAUCUCACUUUCAAGAAUGGGACUUUCACCGCCGUUUGCCAUGGCAACUGUUGGGGGGCCUCUCUACUCUCUUUAUCUCUAUUGCUGCUAUGCUGGUGGCCUUCAGCUUUGGGCUCAUUCCCCUUUUGCAUGGAAGGUUCAAAGACUUGAGGCUCAUUAUCAUUCUUGUUCCAAGCAUUCCGAUUGGUAUCUUUGCAUUCGUUCACCUUCCUCUCUAUCUCGAUCUGUUCGAGUACAGUCUCCGGAAAUUGCCACGACUUAGUUACAAAGAUGAUGUGCUGUGAUGAACUACUCGGGGGGUAGAAAGCACAGCGCGUUUCAGCUACCAGAAUGUUGGAGGAUUAUCCUAAUUAGUCUCUCCCUCUCUCCUCUCUCCAAAUUUGUUUUUUUUAAUUGGAAAAAAUUUAUAUAAUUUUCAACCUUUAUAUUAUGUAAGUAAGAA
Amborella trichopoda is the source of this 2700-nucleotide messenger RNA. RefSeq lists its product as uncharacterized. Gene Ontology annotation, cellular component: membrane. The record is from RefSeq and is a predicted model, not a curated record. NCBI's taxonomy places the organism in Eukaryota, Viridiplantae, Streptophyta, Magnoliopsida, Amborellales, Amborellaceae. Gene Ontology annotation, molecular function: protein binding.